CGAACACGGCUUGUUUUGAAAAAAUCUUUGUAAUAUAUUCGGCUUCGACCGGAUCAAUCAAUCAAUGGUGUAACAUUUAUGUUUGUGUAUUAUCUGUUAUUAAAACAAUGCAAUGCAAUGCGAG
Molecule: messenger RNA, 124 nt
Organism: Racocetra persica
Lineage: Eukaryota; Fungi; Glomeromycota; Glomeromycetes; Diversisporales; Gigasporaceae
Source: the annotation of a GenBank genome assembly